Chaetomium strumarium is the source of this 1438-nucleotide messenger RNA. RefSeq lists its product as uncharacterized. The coding region runs from base 172 to 1209 and encodes 345 amino acids. NCBI's taxonomy places the organism in Eukaryota, Fungi, Ascomycota, Sordariomycetes, Sordariales, Chaetomiaceae. The transcript has a single exon. The record is from RefSeq and is a predicted model, not a curated record.
UGCUGGUCUUGGCAUCGGAUACAUCCCGCUCUCUUUCUGCCGUUCUUCCCCGCCUAAAUUGCUAGCUCCAUCGAUGAUCGUAAGCUCAUCAGCAUCAGAGCGACCAGACGACGACGAGACAGUGAAAGUUGGCCAAUCUCGCCCGGGAGAAAGCGCAAACUCAAUCUCACAAUGGGUUGGUUCGACGGGUGGUUCGGCUCCGACAACAGCGGCUCCGACCCGCUGAAGCGGCUGGACCCGAAGCUGCGCGAGUUCCUCGAGAAAGAGUCGCCUGUCAAGUAUAGCAACACCCCUGCGCAGCAGCCAACACAACCGCAGUCGCAACCAUCGCCACAGCCGCAACAACAACAACAACAACAACAACAUCAACAACAAGCCCCGCAGUCCUCAUCCGAUACCCAACAACAACAACAACAAAAUGCCACCCCUCCCGCCGUCCCGCCCGAAUCGCUCUUUCAAGACGGCCGCUACGCGCACCUGUGGAAGACGUACCGCCCGCUGGCGGCCAUCGAGGCCGAGACCAAGUCGGACAGUGAGAAGCUGUCGGACGUGCUGGACGCGUACAAGGAGCGGCGGGCGCAGAUCGGGCGCGCGGCGCUGGAGAACUGCGCCGAGGAGCAGUUCACGUGGGCGACGUGCAUGAAGAGCGGCAGCUGGACGGCGCGCAUGACGCUGUGCCGCGACGAGGUGCAUCGGUUCGAGCGCUGCUACAGCGCGCAGAGCCGGCUCCUCAAGGCGCUGGGCUACCUGAGCGUGCACGGGCGGGACGCGCGCGUCGACGAGGACAUCCAGAUGCGCGCCGACGAGCUGUACCACCGCAUGCUGGACCAGGAGCGGGAGAUUGAGAGGGCCAAGGCCGAGGGGCGGGCGGCGCCGGCCUUUAAGCCGCUUUUGGAGGAUCAGAAGCCGGUGGUGCCCGCCGCUGCUGCUGCUGCUGCGCCGGCGAUCGUGGAUGCGGCAGAGCCGAGCGCUACGACGGUCGCUGCGUGGAAGGAGAAGCUAGAGAAGUUGCCGCCGGAGGAGCGGGAGGCGGAGGAGAAGGCGCUGAGGGCGGAACAUCGGGCGAACGCGGAGAUGGCGGCUAGGAUUCAGGGCUUGUGGCAGGAGCAGGCCAAGGAAAGGGAAGCGCGCAAGGCGGCAGGGAAGGAAACCAUCAUGGACAAGUUUUCGGCCAUGGUUGGGACGUGGACGGGGCCGAAGUCGAGUUGAUGCGCCCUCAAGAGACAUGCUGUACGGAGCUCUCAUUGUACAAAAGUUCCCUUCAUCUUGUGUCGUGGAUAUGUAAUCAUCGAAUGGUCUCAUCAAGUCAUUGCUGCGGCAUGCCGUCUCUGAGAGGGCUACCUGCGCUCUAAUACAGCCGCUGUCCGCUCAAGGAAGGCGUUGAACUCCUUGAUCUGUUUCAAAGCCCCGCCUCCAUCACUCCUGGUACACGCUUGAU